GAAACUGUUUAAUUUUCUAAAUUUAUAAAGCCAGUAAAGUCAUGAUAAAAUUGUUAAGUCUUGAGUUAGUUGCCCUGUACCCUUUAUGGUGAGCCAAUUGAGCCAAGCUGUGCCCGUGAUGAUUACAAAAAGCUGUAUCAUUCCCCCUCACCUGUCUGUUUUAUCAGCUAUUACAUUAAUCAUUGUUCAAUUUUAAUAUCAAUUCUGCUUGUGUCAUAGCGAACGUGAAGCAAAUGCGACCUUGACCUUCAACUUAACAAAUCAAUAAUGAAAAGUAAUUAGGGUUUAAAUUUGUUUCAGUGGUAGUAGUGAAUAUGUUAAAUCUCAAUAGGGCGUAAAUGCUUGCUCUACCAAGUACUUACCUUUAUAAAAUACCUACCUGUCAUAUCUUAAAAUGUCCUUACACCAAUGUUUUAAAUUUAAAUCCGAGGUAAUGUUUACUUUCAACCGACGAACUCACGUUCACUGCACUAUUGAUGCGCAAGAUAUCCGCGUAUUCAUGCAGUUAGGUAAACAUUACCGAUAGAUAAUAAGGAAUGUCUUUGCGUUUAUCUCAAUCUAGGUUAUUGAUAAAUAACACUUCAUAAGAUUUGCAUACCAAUUCUUAUUCAGAAUGAAUUUUCCUUGUAUGGCUCAUUUAAAUAAUUCUGAACAGUUUAAGGUGUUUGAAAUCAGUUUAACAUGCAAGCAGCCAAUGUGUGCUAGCAGAAAGUGUUUGUUACAUGUAACCCAUUCAUUCAUUUUUUAUUGCAUUUAACGCUUGAGCUUGUAUUUCAUCAAUGAAAUAGUGGCGGAGGAAUUACUAGGAUGUUGUAUUUAAUAUUUGACGUGUUAAAAUGAAACAAGAUUAUGAAACAAUACCAGCUUUGUUAUAACUCGGUCAUAUAAAGUGUGAACUUUCUACACGAAUCCCUACAGAGUAUGAAGAUAUUCUAUCUUCUAGAUCCAUUUUUAUAAAGUUCAGCAACUACAGCGACCAAAAUGCAGGGUAACACUGACGUAGAGCUGACGGAAUUUGAGAAAAAGAUCAAUGAUAGGGUGGGGUUCUCAUCCUGCUACAGGCCACGGCCUGUUACCACAGAGAAAUCUGAUGGAAAUAUGCACUUUACUAUAACGAAGCAUCCAAAAGAAGCAUUAGAAAUCAUGAACACUUUGCGUAGAUCUGAAAAAUUGUGUGAUGUAACGUUAUUAGUUGGAGAAGAAAAAUUUGUGUGUCAUAAAAUAGUGUUAGCAUCAUCAAGUUCAUACUUCCGUGCAAUGUUUACCGGCGGCAUGAGGGAGGAGGAAAUGAGCAUAAUCCCGCUGCACGGAAUCCAUCCGUGCACACUGUCAGUUUUAAUAGACUUCGCAUACACUGCAGAAAUUAGAGUAAGCGAACAAAAUGUGUGCUAUCUUUUACCGGCAGCUACUAUGUUCCAAAUGAAUCACGUUGUUGAAGCGUGUAGUGUAUUUUUAGAACAGCAGCUUGAUGCUAGUAACUGUAUCGGAAUAACGGACUUCGCUAGCGAACAUGGCUGCACAGACCUUGAGACAAAGGCCCGAGAAUAUAUUUAUAAACACUUUUCAGAAGUCAUCAAAUGUGAUGAAUUUUUACAAUUAACAUCAUCUCAAUUAGUUAAUUUAAUUAAACAUGAUGAGUUAAAUGUAAAGUGUGAAUCAGAAGUUUUCAAUGCUGUGAUACGAUGGGUGCAACAUGACACAGAAAAAAGACUGUGUAAAUUAGAAAAUAUGUUGUCUGCUGUUAGGUGCCACUUUUUAUCCCCAAAUUUUUUAGAAAAGCAGUUGAAUCAUUGUACUGUUUUAAAGAAAAUGCCCCAGUGCCAAGAAUAUUUGUCUCGAAUUUUCCAAGGGCUAAAAUUACAUCAGGUUUGUCCGGAAAAACCAAGAAAACCUUGCGCACCUUUAGUGAUUUUCUCUGCCGGAGGAUAUUUAAGACAGUCUUUAAGUAAUUUUGAAUGUUAUAAUCCACAGACAAAUCAGUGGUUAAAACUUCCUGAUCUACCGACACCACGCAGUGGCUUGUGUGGCUGUACAGUGAAAGGUUCAUUCUAUGCUGUUGGAGGUAGAAACAAUUCUUCUGAGGGUAACUUAGAUUCAAAUUCAGUGGAUAUGUAUGAUCAGUAUAGACACUGUUGGGUACAGAGAUGUCCCAUGAUACUGCCUAGAAAUAGAGUUGGGGUUUGUGCAAUGGACAAUAUGAUAUAUGCUGUGGGUGGCUCACAGGGACAGAUUCAUCAUAAUUCAGCUGAAAGAUAUGAUCCAGAUCUAGACAAAUGGCAGAAAAUUGCCCAAAUGAACAGUCGGCGUAUAGGCGUAGGUCUGGCGUGUGUUAAUCGACUUCUGUUUGCUGUAGGAGGGUAUGACGGUCAACAGCGCUUAAAAAGUGUAGAAAGAUACGAUCCAGAAAAUGAUGAAUGGUCAUAUGUGUCACCUAUGAAUACAACAAGAAGUGGUGCUGGUUGUACGUCCCUGGAUGGUUGUGUGUAUGUUGUUGGAGGGUAUGACAGUACCAGUCAAUUACGUACAGUAGAAAGAUAUUGUCUUAUGACAGAUAAAUGGGAGUUUGUAGCCCCUAUGAGAAGUCCACGUAGUGCUCUAAGUGUGGCUGUACUUGGUGGAAAACUUUAUGCUUUAGGUGGUUAUGAUGGUAAUGAUUUCUUGUCAACAGUCGAGUGUUAUGAUCCUGAUAAAGAUGAGUGGACGGAUGUUUCCUACAUGACAUGUGGACGUAGUGGUCAUGGAGUCGCCGUCGGUGCUGAACCUGUCGGCAGCUGAUAGCAAUAAGUCAUAGAGGAAUAUAAUACUGAAAUAAAAUUGAAAAUAUAUGUGAAAAGAAAGAAACAAAACCCCAUACUGAUAUAAAAAUGAAGAAACAUUGGACUAUUGUAUGUUGAAACAUCAAAUCUCCCCACAUAGUGUGUAACCAUUGACCAAAAGCUGAUUAUGCUACCUUGUAGCAUGUUAUUAUUCCAGUGUAGCUCUUACAACAAAACCAUAAAUACAACAAACAAAAACUGAAUUAAAACAAGAUUUUGUGUUUUAAUUCAUAUUUAAGACAUUCAACACCAAAGAUAAAAACAAUUUUUAAGGAAAGAAAGAAAAAAAUCAUGUGAAAAUUGCUCAGAAAUUAGGCUUAAUAUAAGAGAAAACUAUGACAAUUUCCCACUGAUAUAUGGAUAUAUGCUACUGUACAAAUUCAUAUAUAAAGUAGCAUUCAAGUGAAAUGAGAAAAAAAGUUUAACAUUUUAAUCCAGUUUCUGUAAGAGCAGCAGGCCAGGAUAAGAAAUGCAUAAGUUUAUAAUGGCCAAUAAAUACAACUGAUAUAAGAUCAGACUAACCUGAAAGUGAAUAGAGAGGGAUUGAUCUAUAAAGUGAGAAACAGAAAAAGGAGGAUGUAGUGAACAUUUAUUGAGGAUAGAAUAUUGAGGAUAUAAUAUUGAACAUUAAUGGGGAUAUAAUAAUGACAUGUAGAACAAUCCAAACCGAACAAACCUCAGCUAGUCAUCAAAGAUUUAUGUAUUGUAAAGUGUGUAACUUCAUGACUAUUGUACAUAUAUAUAUUUACAUGUAUGAUAUAUAUAUAUGUGUAGUAUGGAAUAGUCUUAAAAUACUGUGAGAGAAGUGUGUCCAUGUUUUCAUUCUGAAAUAAUGUUGUCUUACCUUCAAAUGAAUUUAUAUGGCAUUUCAAAAGAUAAAUAUAUGUAUAUAUUUAUAAGAAUUUAAGGAUGUUAUAUUUGGCUUUAAGUAUAUAUAACAGUAUUGAACAUAAAAAUGCUGGAGUUUUCUAUUACUUUUUUGUAAGUUCUAAUGAAUAUACAAAGACUUUGAAGGCAAUACGUGAUUUUAAGGCCAGUCAGCUGUUCUAUGUAUUCACUUCCAUUAUAUACAUUUGAAAUCUGUGACACAUUAAGCUCACCAUGUGACACGGUACUGCUUUUAGCAUAUUCAUAAGUUGAAAAGCCAUGUAAUUACAAUGCCUAUAGUUACAAUGUGUAGUAACAAUGUGUAGGUACAGUUGAAUGAUGUCUCAAAAAGACUUCAUGAUUGAUUGAAAUCAUUUAAAACUAUAAAACAAAAUUUAGAGAAUGGUUUCUCUGAUAUUAAAUUAGACAAGAUAAUUAUGGGCUUUCAUUUAUGUACACACACUGUAUUGUUUUAGACAAUAUUUUGAAUGUGCAACAAUCACUAUAUAAUCAAAACAUUUAGUGUCUGUUUAUAGAAUUGAAUGUAAAUUUGAUAUGAAUAGAUAGUUUAAUAUUUCAUAUUGGAAGUUCAACAAAUUAUUCAGAGAACACAUAAUUUGCACAAGGUUGCAUUGACUUUGUUGUGAUUUAAUUAAGAAAAAAUGAUUGUGAGGGACUAUGUUCACGAAGUCCAAAAUCUGCUCAAUACAUUCUCCAUAAUAUGUUAAGGAGUUUUCUUUGACAGUAAGACUUUUUUCAUGAUGAUUUUUAUUUAUAAAAAAGUACAAAUUAUCAUGUGACUUUCUUAUUUCUUUUUAAUAACUUUUUAAAGAAUUAAAAAAGAAUGUUUUGACUAGUGUGAUAAAUUUCUGAAUGACAUUUUGAUUUUUCAAUAUUUGAAAGACAAGAUGGAAUAAUUUUCAGUUGUUAAAUAUGAAAUAGUAAAUUAAAAUGUUAAAAAAUGAUCAGAAUUUUACCAUUUUUGUCAAUUUUCGAUUAUUUCGAAUAUAUUAUGAUAUAAAAUGGUAAUACAAUAAACUGAUCAAAAAUACGAAUGUAUUCUUUAUAUCCCAAUAUAGCUGUUGGAAUAGAUUUCCAGUCAAUUUAUAAAAAGAUUUUGAAGACUUUUUACAAUUUAUUUACUUAAGAGAAAGUUUUGUCUAGAAAAACAGAAACAUGAUGAUUUAUACCAUAUAAGAAUAGUUAUGUUCAAGAAGUACAUAAUCAUGUUAUAGAAUACACUGUUUUCAUAUGCUCCCUUUGUUAACUGGGGGAGAGAUACCAGCGUCACAUGAUAAUGUGAUGAAGUUACUGUUUACAUUUAUUGUUCAUGUUAUUAUGUUAUCAUGUUCGUUACACUUUUGGAGAUCUGCAUAAUGUUAUUGUUACCUAUUAUAAUGUUUACCACUAUGAUUACUAUGUUUUGUUAUAAUAACUUGUUGAAGCAUUAUAAAGCUUUUCAAAAAUGAUCAAAACUAGGAAAAAUAAAAAAAGAAAUCAAACCUA
Molecule: messenger RNA, 5189 nt
Organism: Ruditapes philippinarum (Manila clam)
Lineage: Eukaryota; Metazoa; Mollusca; Bivalvia; Venerida; Veneridae
Product: kelch-like ECH-associated protein 1
Exons: 5
Coding region: 982-2775 (597 amino acids)
Molecular function (GO): protein binding
Source: RefSeq, a predicted model, not a curated record